Molecule: messenger RNA, 1800 nt
Organism: Neltuma alba
Lineage: Eukaryota; Viridiplantae; Streptophyta; Magnoliopsida; Fabales; Fabaceae
Exons: 1
Coding region: 1-1800 (599 amino acids)
Molecular function (GO): zinc ion binding
Source: RefSeq, a predicted model, not a curated record
AUGAAUUCAAUAAAGUGGAAGGGUUUGGUUAUCGGAGAAGGACAGAUUUUUCCUAAUGCAGUGGCUCUUAGGCAAGCACUGUAUAGGUACAGUAUUGCUGUGAAGUUUUCAUACAAGUUUGUGAAGAACAAUCAACAAAAGAUCAUUGUGAAGUGUAUGGCGGAGGGAUGCCCGUGGUAUAUGGGUGCAUACUCAAUGGGACAAAGACAAGAUUCUGAGUUGUUAAUAAUUAGAACCUUAAGAAGUGAGCAUGUGCAUUAUGCACAGGACAGCUUGGUUGUAUCUCACUCUAGAGGGUCAAACUUAACAUCAUCAAUCAUGAUAGAUUCUUUGAGGUGUAAUAUAGACAAGAAUGCUAAUGAACUUAGAAGAGAUCUGUAUAGAGAAUAUGGGGUGCGACUGAAUUAUAGUCAAGCAUACAGGGGUAGAGAAAGAGCAUUGAGGGAAAUACAUGGUCGUGCACAGGAUUCAUACAUGGCGAUUCCCUGGAUUUGUCAAAGGCUCAUUGAAACUGAUCCAAACACAAGUGCUCGAUGGGAAGGGUUGGAUAGUAACAGAUUUCAGAGGGUGUUCAUUGCUUAUGGAUGCUCAAUUAAUGGAUUUUUAGAAGGGUGUCGACAUAUACUUUAUAUAGACGGCUGUCAUCUAAGUGGUCCUUACAGGGGGACAUUGAUUUCAGCUAAUGCAUAUGAUGCAGACAAUGAACUAUUUCCAUUAGCAUAUGCUAUAGUUAGUGGGGAGACAUAUGAUGAUUGGGCUUGGUUUCUCCAGAACAUCAAAGACAUCACAAGAUCAGUGGAGACAACGAUAGUUUCAGAUCGGAAUAAUGCCAUUAUAGGUGCUGUGCGAACAAUAUUUGGUGGCGAGAGACAUGCUUUUUGUUAUAGGCAUGUGAAAGAAAAUUUUAGUGCACAUUAUUUAAAAAUUAACCGAGGCAGGGGACGAGUUUCAGGUACUUCAAAGGACGUUGCAUUGAAAAUGCUGGAUGGAAUCGCCUAUGCAAGGAUUGAGGAUGAAUAUGUUGCUGCAAUGGGGAAACUUAGAUCAUUCUGUCCACAAUUGGCUGAUUGGGUUGACACUCAAGGAGAUGUAGAUCGGUGGGCUUUAAGCAAAUUCCCGUUUAAGCGAUGGGAUAACAUCACUACUAAUGUUGCGGAGUCGUUUAAUGCCUGGAUUUUGAAGGAGAGGAAGCACAAUGUGUCAGUUCUCAUACAUGAGCAUAUGGAGAAAUUAGCCAAGAAGAUGGUUGCAAGCAAAAUGGCAAUGGAAAAUUGGACAAAUGGCGUUGGGCCAAAUAUUGAGUCCAAGUUGCAAGAAAAAGUAGCAAGAGCGGAGAAUAUGCAUACUGUAUAUUAUGGAGAUAACCGAGUUCAAGUUGAUACUACAUCUCCUACUGGAAUAAUUUGUGUCACUGUUGAUCUCACAGCUCAGAAAUGCACUUGUUUAGCAUGGCAAAUGAGCGGAGUACCUUGUGCUCAUGCCUGUGCAGCGAUAAAGCUACUUCAUGGUAGUGUUUAUGAAUUUGUAGAUGAUUGCUAUAAGCUGUCAGCCCAAGAGAAGAUAUAUGCAAGUAGUAUGAGGCCAAUUGCGACACAUGAUUGUCCUCGUCCCGAAGCUCUCACCGUUACGCAGAUGAUGACGGGAACAUUUUUACAGCCACCAAUCACUAAAAGACCCUCAGGGAGGCCAAAGAAAAGAAGGAUUGAAUCUCAAUUUCAAAGUAAAAAACUUUACCACUGUGGAAGAUGCCAUGAGCCAGGCCACACUGUGAAGACUUGCCAGAACCCCAAUCCAAGUUGA